Vidua chalybeata is the source of this 1540-nucleotide messenger RNA. RefSeq names its product regucalcin-like. The record is from RefSeq and is a predicted model, not a curated record. The transcript has 7 exons. The coding region runs from base 47 to 949 and encodes 300 amino acids. Gene Ontology annotation, molecular function: enzyme regulator activity; gluconolactonase activity; calcium ion binding. Gene Ontology annotation, biological process: L-ascorbic acid biosynthetic process. Lineage: Eukaryota; Metazoa; Chordata; Aves; Passeriformes; Viduidae.
GGCUUCACUUUUGGACAGCACUGUCAAGUGGGAUAUUGCUGGGACCAUGUCUUCCUCCAUCAAAAUCGAGUCUGUUGUGAAGGAGAAGAACCGGAUGGGAGAGUGCCCAGUCUGGGAAGAAAGGGAGAAUGCACUUGUCUAUGUAGACAUCAACUCACAGAAGGUUUGCCGCUGGAGCCCAGUCACCAAUGAGGUGCAGAGCGUGUCUGUGGAUGCCCGUGUCGGCUCAGUGGCUCUGCGGCAGUGUGGGGGCUAUGUCAUCGCCCUGGGGACCAGGUUUGCCUUCCUGGACUGGGACACCCAGGCAGUCACCACCAUCCUCGAGCUUGAGCAGGAUAAACCCAACAACAGGUUCAAUGAUGGGAAAGUGGAUCCAAAGGGGAGGUUUUUUGCUGGUACGAUGGCUGAAGAGACAGCACCAGGGGUCCGAGCGAGGCGACAAGGAGCUCUCUAUACCCUCUUCCCUGACCAUUCAGUAAUAAAACAGCUAGACCAGUUGGACAUCUCCAAUGGUCUGGAUUGGUCCCUGGACCACAGGACCUUCUUUCACAUCGACAGCCUGUCAUACGCUGUCCAUGCCUUCAGCUAUGAUGUGCACACUGGAAAGAUUGCCUGCCCCAAGCUUUUGUACCAUCUGGAAAAGGAGGAGCAAAUGCCUGACGGGAUGUGCAUAGACGCAGAAGGGAAGCUCUGGGUGGCCUGUAUUGAUGGCGGCAGAGUCAUUCGCAUAGACCCAGAGACAGGAAAAAGAAUCCAAACUGUGAGGCUACCUACUCCAAGGAUCACCUCUUGCUGCUUUGGUGGAAAAGACUACUCAGAAAUGUAUGUGACUUCUGCAUAUGAUGGACUGGACGAGGCCACCUUAGCCAAGGAACCUCAUGCAGGAGAGAUUUUCAAGAUAACAGGCCUGGGUGUGAAAGGGAUCCCACAGAAUUUCUAUGCUGCUUGAACCUUGACACUGAAGAGCAAAGAAGAAAUGCUUCCCUCUUGUAGUAAAUCUGACUGGAAGAAGUCAAAUGAACUACAGAAUUCAUUUGUGUGAAGAUUUCUAAGCCCACAUUUGUGAGUGUACUUGUUUGGAGUUGAAGAUAUUUCUUCUUCUGUGGGCCUGUGGCUUGAUGCAAUAGGUUAGAGAGGUAAAGUUAAUCUGUGUUACACCUUGGUAGCUUUUGUGACUUUCCAUAAACCUCUAAAUGCUCAAGUGUAGUUUCAAUGAACUUUCUGAUGACCAACUCUGGAUUUUCAAGUCUGUGCUGUUCCCAAAGCAGAGUCUGACUCCUCAUGUUACAGUGAUGCACCAGCAACAAUAUGGCAUAUUUGAAUAAACAUUUUAAGAGUGGUGUCUUGAACUGGACUGUUCCUCUGCUGCAGGAUUCCCCUGAGGUGUUUUUGUUUGUUUGUUUUUUUUUUUUUUUUUUUUUUUUUUUUUUUAAUGAUAAGACCUAUUUGUAGUAUCCAGGUUCCAUUUUUACAUCUUCAUUAACCUUUUUCCAGGCUGUCCUGUCUUCAUGACACCACUUAGGCUGCUGAAAAUAAACUA